Messenger RNA from Delphinapterus leucas (beluga whale), 2350 nucleotides. Its product is annotated as nuclear body protein SP140-like protein. Gene Ontology annotation, biological process: regulation of transcription by RNA polymerase II. Gene Ontology annotation, cellular component: nucleus. Gene Ontology annotation, molecular function: DNA binding; protein binding; DNA-binding transcription factor activity, RNA polymerase II-specific. NCBI's taxonomy places the organism in Eukaryota, Metazoa, Chordata, Mammalia, Artiodactyla, Monodontidae. The record is from RefSeq and is a predicted model, not a curated record.
CUUCCUGCUCAGGGCUCAGGGCUCCAGCAGCCUCCCGGGACCGGACCGAGGCUGGGGAGCCUGGAGGGGUCGGAGGCCAAGCUCAGGCCCAGGCCAGGCUGGGCGGGAAGAUGGCUGGUGGGGGCAGCGAGCUCAGCAGCAGGAUAUCCAUAGAAAAUCAGAACACAGACGACAGGCUUAUCUUUGAGACUGUAUUCAGGCACUUCAAAAGACAUAAAGUGGAGAUUUCAACUGCAAUAAAAAAGACAUUUCCUUUCUUUGAGGGUCUUCGUGACCGUGAACUCAUCACCAAUAAAUUGUAUGAAGACUGUCAAGAUUCUUGUAGAAACCUGGUCCCUGUAUCGAGGGUGGUUUACAAUGUUCUCAGUGAGCUGGAGAAGACAUUUGACUUGUCGCUUCUGGAAGCUGUGUUCAGUGAGGUCAACCGGCAGGAAUAUCCUGAUUUAAAUCACAUUUAUGAAAGCUUUGUAAAAGCAAUCCACGAGAAAAAUAAUCAUGAAGAAAGCAAUGAAGAAGAGAGGGAGGAGAGGCCUAUUCUCCCACUAAGCCUUGAGCAAGGAACUUGGGAAAACUCCUGUCAAGGCCGGAAUUGGUGUUGCAGAGAGUCCUCAUCUUACGAUGGUACGACCUCACCUGAAAAUGCACUCUCGGAUCAGCUCUGUGAAACAGAACAGAUAAAUGCAAAGAGGAAAGAUACAACCAGUGACCAAAACGAUGCACUAGAAAGCCAACAAGCAAAUGAACAAUGUGCCCAAGAGUCUGAACCAGCAGAGUCCUGCGAACAAGUACCUAUCCAAUCAUAUAAUGGUGAUGCAAGAAAAGAGACACCCAGCCCAUUGCCUUAUGAGGAAGAAAAUGCAAAUCUACCCAACCAUGGAUUUCAAAUCAAUUCCUGUUCUGUCCUUCUGGUGGAUAUAAAGAAGGAAAAGCCAUUUUUUAACCCCGAAGUUGAAUGGCAAACCCAAGCAAGGACUGACUGUAACCAGGCACCUGAUGUAAUAGUGAUCAGCAGUGAGGACUCCGCAGAAUCCAGCGAUGGAGACGUGUCCCCAGAGCCCUCCACAUCAGCACUGAGAACGGCGUCUGAUCCUUGGGAUAUUGAAAACAUAUCAAUUUGCAGCAUAAGCAACAGGAAAAGACGGAUCAGCAGUGGUGACACUUCAGAACUGAGUAACGAAGAUGAGCUUCAGGAAACGUCUAGCUCAGUCCUGAGAAAUGGGUCAGAUACCACGGAUACUGGAAGCAAUUCUACUUUGGGAAAACACAGUGAGAAAAGAAGGAGAAAAACAAUCAACACUGGGCCUUUGAAAAGAGGCAGAAAAAAAGGUCCAAGAAUUCCCAGAGAAACAAAUAUGGAUUUUCAGCUUCCUGAACUUCCUGUGACUUGUGGUGAGGCAAAGGGGAUUUUAUACAAGGAGAAAAUGGAAAAAGGCACCUCGGAGAAGUGUAUACAGGAUGCAUAUGGAAAGUGGUUCACCCUCAGGGAAUUUGAAAUUGAAGGAAACCAUGAAGCAUCCAAGAAGUGGAAGAUGAGUGUGCGCUGCGGGGGAUGGCCCCUGAAAACCUUGAUUCAGAGAGAAUUUCUACUAGACCCGUCAAGAAAAAGAAAGAAGCCAGAAAACUCAAAUGAAUGCGAGGUAUGCCGUAGAAAGACCACGCUGUUCUCCUGUAAUACUUGUUCAAGGUUCUUUCAUGAGACAUGCCACAUCCCACCUAAAGGUGCUGACAGGAACCCAUGGAGCUGCAUCUUCUGCAAGAUAAAGGACCUUCAGGAAAGGUGCCCAGAAAGCCAACCAUGUCAUCAGGAAUCUGACGUCCUGAAGAAGCUGAUGCUGCCUAAAGAGAAGUUGAAGUGUGAGUUCCUCCUCUUAAAGGUCUAUUGCUCUCCAAAAAGCUCUUUUUUUGCCUCAGAACCAUAUUAUACAUCUCAAGGCCUGGAGAAGCCCAUGUGGUUAAACAAAAUCAAGAAAAAUCUGACGAUGAACAUAUAUCACCGAGUACAGGAGUUUGUGCGGGACAUGCGUCUCAUCUUCCAGAACUACAGGGUGUUUUGCAAGAACAAGAAACUCAUCAAUCUGGGACUUCAGCUAGAAGCCGAAUUUGAGAGUGAUUUCAAAAACGUUUUUGGCAUCCAGGAAAUAAGUACAAACAGCAUUCGGUUUGAGCCGAUCUUUUAUAAUGUAGCCCGUUUCUAGUUCCCCCUUCAGAGUCUCCACUGCUACAUGAUAUUGUGCCUGUGGCCCCACUGACCAACUGCCUGUUGCUGUGUGAAUAACACACUUCUUUUUCAAACUUUUUUUUACUGACAUUCCUGCUCAUUUACUUUUCUAAAUAAAAAUCUUAAACUUCA